AUGUCUCUUAAGCGCAAGGCUUCGUUCCCGACCAUUGCCUCCCCCAAUACGGAUUCAUUCACGCUCGAGCUCUUAUCAAUGGACGAUUCCCCCAAACAUCUCAGCAGUCGCACGCGAAAGCGAUACAGGAACGAUCGCCCUGAGGACAAAGUUGUAUAUGAGAAUACCCUCCGCUGGCUAUUCACAGCCCAGCAGCAACAAGGCCCCACGGCUUCCCCCGAGGCAGACGAGAACAUGGAUCUGACGACGCUCUCCUCGUCGGAGAUAGUCGAUCCGCGCCAACAAACCCUCCACAAGUUCUUUCAACCCUCUCAAACAUCGUCAUUCCAGCCUCGCGCGAACCAUCUCCAUCAACGCCCCCACGCCAACCCCCCAUCCAAUAACAUCUUCCCGCAACGCCCAGACUUCGAUAUGGUUUCAACUGUCACUUUGAUCAGUCGCGACACCAGCAGUCCGUCGUCUCACGGUGCCAGCACCGGCAUGGACAUGGACCUGGACAUGGGUCCUAAUCGCGACGACCCAGGCCAGGAUAUAAGGAAAUGGAUGGGUAGACACGGAUGGAUGCCAUAG
Molecule: messenger RNA, 570 nt
Organism: Aspergillus affinis
Lineage: Eukaryota; Fungi; Ascomycota; Eurotiomycetes; Eurotiales; Aspergillaceae
Exons: 2
Coding region: 1-570 (189 amino acids)
Source: RefSeq, a predicted model, not a curated record